Messenger RNA from Yarrowia lipolytica CLIB122, 1566 nucleotides. RefSeq lists its product as uncharacterized. The record is from RefSeq and is a predicted model, not a curated record. Gene Ontology annotation, biological process: maturation of SSU-rRNA. Gene Ontology annotation, cellular component: 90S preribosome; nucleus. NCBI's taxonomy places the organism in Eukaryota, Fungi, Ascomycota, Dipodascomycetes, Dipodascales.
AUGAACAUUGUGAAAUUGAAACCGUCUACACUAGUCCACGAGAACAACGAAAUGGUCAAACGAAAGAGAGAAAACCUGCUGGGUAAGCUGGACAAGCUGCAAGCUGCCGGAGACCCCGAAAAGGCCCGGCUGGGCGCCACAAAGGAGUACCUGGAGGGCAUGCAGAUUGUCAAGAAGGCCAAGCUUCAUCAGAACCCCGAUCUUCAGCUGGAGGAGGAAAAAGUGGAUGAAAAUGCCGUUCUGGAAGUCCAGCGGAAGAUUGCCAGCAACAAGCUGCAUUUCGGCGACAAGGAGCUGGUGAGAGCGCUGAAAAUCGCGCAGAAGAGCGAGGUGCAGAAGAACUCCAAGAAAAUUUCGGCUUUGGAGAGCGGAGAGGAGCUCAAGGGUCGUGGAUCGAAGGAUGUGACGGUUGAAAGUCUGCAGAGCGAGAUUGAUAUGCUCAACAAGAUGGAACUGGAGCAGCUAGCCAAGAUUGUGGCUAUUCGAACGCUGCAAAAGGUGUACACUGGAGAGGACAAGAAGACUCCUCAGUGGCUUCCCGAGUGGUUCUUGGAUGAGUCUAGCGAUCGAAUGGCGGAGUUUAAGACAUUCCGAGAGGCUGCUACUCGCGAGGAGAUUAAUUUGCAUACUCGAAUGACUGCCCAAAAGGGCGUUCGAACUGCUGUUGAGCAGUACACCAAGCGUCUUGACAAGGCUCUCGGAGAUAUUGACGAGAAGGAGGUGAAAAGAGAUGCUGCCGAGAAGAGAGAAAGAGCAGUUGAAAAGGGGGAUAAAAAGGCCGACAAGAAAGAAGGCAAGAUUGAGAAGCCCAAGGAUGAGAAGACCAAGGCUGAGAAGACCAAGGCUGAGAAGACCAAGGCUGAGAAGACCAAGACUGAGACCGACGAGUAUGGACAAGAGAAGCUCGCAAAUAUGGACGUCUCCGACGCCGAGUCCGACGACGGGUUCUUUGAGAACUCCGCAGCCCAGUUUUCUGACGACGAUGAGGAGACCUUCCCGCAGAUGUCAAUGGCUACAGGUUACAUUUCAGGCUCGGACGACGAGGAUAUCGACAACGACAAGGUGGUCAAGGGAGCAACCAAGAAGGAGCGAAAGAACCGACGAGGUCAGGCCGCGCGACAGCGAAUCUGGGAGCUCAAAUACGGCUCGCAGGCCAACCAUCUUAAAAAGCAGCGCCAGGAGCGGUACGAAAAGAGCCAGCAGCUGCAGAGAGAGUGGGAGGAGCGAGAAGCCAAGCGUCAGGAGCGACGGAACAAAAUGUCACAAGAGGAGCGAGAUGCCGAGGACGAGCGACAACGACGCAAGAAGCUGGGUCUCCGUCCCGAGCCCAAGCAGCAUAGAGACGACUCUGGCCCCUUGCAUCCCUCCUGGCAAGCCAAGAAGGCACAGUCCAACGUGUCUUUUGCAGGUAAGAAGGUUGUGUUUGGCGAAGAUACGUCUUCUGCUGCUCCUGCCAAGCCCAAGGGUCCCGCCAAGGACGACGAGGGUCCUCUGCAUCCUUCGUGGGCUGCUAAGAAGGCCCAGUCGGCCUCAACCGCCUUCGCAGGCAAGAAAAUGACCUUUUAA